Molecule: messenger RNA, 279 nt
Organism: Microthlaspi erraticum
Lineage: Eukaryota; Viridiplantae; Streptophyta; Magnoliopsida; Brassicales; Brassicaceae
Source: the annotation of a GenBank genome assembly
AUGAUGACACAUGAGGACCUUGGAUCUUUGAGAUGUGGAGUUGGUGCUCAAGAACAUGCAAUUGGCCAAGUUCUUCUCUUACCGCAUGGGUCUACAAGGAGCUCACUUGGAGAGAAGAAGAUGGUGACCUUUAGGCAGCUUGGAGAUCUGUUUGGGUUCACUAUGGAGAGGAACCUAUGGAACAUCAAGGAAGAUGAACUCCAAAGAGUUGGGCUACAAUCGCUGAGGGGUACUCUUCCUCAAGGUCAAGGCUGCUCAGAUCAGGAGCCCUGUGCUUGA